Molecule: messenger RNA, 5629 nt
Organism: Hyla sarda
Lineage: Eukaryota; Metazoa; Chordata; Amphibia; Anura; Hylidae
Gene: PTPRT
Product: protein tyrosine phosphatase receptor type T
Exons: 35
Coding region: 323-4864 (1513 amino acids)
Biological process (GO): protein dephosphorylation
Cellular component (GO): membrane
Molecular function (GO): protein tyrosine phosphatase activity; protein binding
Source: RefSeq, a predicted model, not a curated record
AAGCUGCAGCUGACGGCUGCUUCCCGGUGGAAAGGGGAGGGGUGGAUGAGAGGAAGGCAGGCAUUAGGGCUCCGGGGAAAUCUUUAAACUGUUCUCUCGCUCUCUCUCAAUCCUUCCCCGAUCAGUUAAAGCCACUUCACUUGUGAGCAGAGCAUCCGAGAACUGCUGCGGCGAUCCAGCUCCGGUGAACAGCUGCCUAUGCCAGCCCCCCUCCUGGCUUCUCCUGAACAUACCUCUCACCUCUGCCGACAUGCCUCUAGGAUGCUAACCCCCUCGUCCUCUCGCCAGCCUGGCACUUGGUGGAUACUCUUCGCAGGUUACAAUGUUUGGGACUGCCGGUCUUCUGACCAUUCUCCUACAGUUAUUCUGUGCAGCAGGGGGAGACGUAUCUGCAGGCGGAUGCACGUUUGAAGAGCUUUACAACAGCUGUGGUUACAGUGUGGCCCUGGGUACCAAUGGAUUUACUUGGGAACAGGUCAACACAUGGGAAAAGCCUCCAAUGGAUAGCAGCGUUCCAACAGGAUCAUUCAUGCUGGUUAACAGCACGGGGUUUGCCACUGGACAGAAGGCUCACCUACUCCUACCUGUACUUAAAGAAAAUGACACUCAUUGCAUCGACUUCCAUUACCACAUGUCUGGCCGCACCAGCCCUGGUUCUUUGAACGUCUAUGUAAAAGUGAAUGGUGGACCACAGGGGAACCCAGUAUGGAAUGUAUCCGGAGUGGUUACCGAAGGCUGGGUACGAGCAGAACUUGCGAUUAGCACUUUCUGGCCCAACUCUUACCAGAUUAUAGUUGAAGCUGUCUCUGUUAAAGACCACCCUGGAUAUAUUGCUGUGGAUGAAGUCCGCGUUCUGGCGCACCCAUGCCGGAACGCUCCCCAUUUCCUACGCUUGCAAAAUGUGGAGGUGAAUGUGGGACAGAACGCCUCUUUUCAGUGCAUCGCUGGAGGAAAAUGGUCUCAACACGACAAGCUGUGGCUGCAGCAGUGGAAUGGCCGCGACACAGGCCUCAUGGUAACUCGCGUGGUAAAUCACAGACGCUUCUCUGCCACAGUCAGCGUCGGGGACACGUCUCAGCGAAGUGUCAGCAAAUAUCGUUGUGUCUUAAGAUCAGCAGGAGGUUCGGGGGUGUCUAACUAUGCAGAGCUCAUUGUAAAAGAACCACCAAAGCCCAUUGCACCCCCCGAACUUUUGGCAGUAGGAGCGACAUACCUGUGGAUUAAGCCAAAUGCCAACUCCAUCAUUGGCGAUGGACCCAUCGUCCUGAAGGAAGUGGAAUACCGGACUACUUCAGGAAGCUGGGCUGAGACCCACGUCAUGGACGGACCUACGUACAAACUGUGGCACUUGGAUCCAGAUGUGGAGUAUGAAAUCCGCGUCUUGUUGACCCGCCCGGGGGAAGGCGGCACAGGACCACCAGGACCUCCUCUUACAACCAGGACAAAAUGUGCAGAGCCCGUGCAUGGACCUCAGAAUGUGGAGUUGGUGGAUAUCCGGGCACGACAGCUGACCCUGCAGUGGGAACCUUUUGGCUAUACCGUAACUCGAUGUCAUAGCUAUAAUUUAACAUUACACUAUAGCUACCAACUAGGGGAGGAACGAGUGGAAACUGAGGAGCUAAUUCUGACUUCAAGUCACUACACCUUGCGGAGUCUACGGCCGUACACCGCUGUGUACCUACGACUUGUCCUCAGCAACCCUGAAGGGAGAAUGGAGAGUGGGGAGGUUGUUGUGCACACCGAGGAGGAUGUGCCCGGUCCAAUUCCUUUGGAGUCCAUACAAGGGGGACCUUUUGAAGAGAAGAUUUAUCUGCAGUGGAAACCUCCCAAUGAGACAAAUGGGGUCAUCUCCAUGUAUGAGAUCUCCUACAAGGCCGUAGGCUCUCUAGAUCCAAAUGCGGAGCUGGCAAAUCAAAAAGGCCGAAUCUUCAAACUGCGCAAUGAGACUCAUCAUCUGUUUGUGGGGUUGUAUCCUGGAUCCACCUACUCAUUUACCAUAAGAGCGAGUACUAGCAAGGGCUUCGGACCACCCGUCACAACACGCAUUGCUACAAAAAUCGCAGCUCCUUCUCUCAUUGAUUCAGAAGCCGAGGCUCCUUUAAAUGAAACGGAAACCACUAUUACAGUUUGGCUGAAACCAGCACAGUCUCGGGGGGCUCCUGUAAGUGUAUACCAGCUAGUGGUAAAGGAGGAGCGGACACAGAGGUCAGGGAGGGCUGCAGAUGGCAGCGGGUGCUUCCCAGUACCGGUCAGUUACCGGAAUGCCUCAGUUAUGGAGUCCUCCCAUUACUUUGCGGCAGAGCUGAAACCGACACAGUUGGCCUCUUCACAGCCCUUCACGGUUGGAGACAACAGGACCUACAAUGGAUACUGGAAUCCACCUCUUUCCCCUGUGAAGAGUUACAGCAUUUAUUUCCAGGCUUUGAGUACAGCCAAUGGGGAGACUAAAAUCAGCUGUGUCCGUCUGGCCUCAAAAGCGGUUACCUCCAGCCUUCCUCCUAUCACUCGCCUCCCCCCAAGCCAGCCAGUUACAGGGGCUUCCACGCAGAAUACCAACACAGUGGAGCCGGAGAAGCCAGCUGACAGUACAGUGCAGACGGCGGGCGUGAUUGCAGGGAUGCUGAUGUUCAUUAUUAUACUCCUUGGGGCCAUGAUGACCAUCAAGAGAAGAAGAAAUGUGUACUCCUAUUCAUACUAUCUGAAAUUGGCUAAGAAACAGAAAGAAACCCAAAGUGGCUCUCAGAGGGAGAUGGGUCUGGUGGCUUCCGAUAAAAGCUCCAGCAAACUGAGCUCUACCCGCAACGAAGACACUUUCUCCAGCUGUCAGGACGUCAAUGGAUUUAGCACCUCCUCUCCCUGCUCCUUCUCUAUACAAAGCAAAAACCUGCAGGGAAAAUCCUUACUCAAUUCCUGCUACUCAGUUUCCUCAGACACCGUUCCCUCCUCAACGCUUCUAGCCUUUGAUUGGCUCCGUGUCGAGACUGACCGGGAAGAAAAGACCAAUGGGGAACUGGAACAGGAGCAGCGGGGCAUUGACAGCAGCCACGUAGAGUUGAACCAACCCACAUUAACUAUACAGACCCAUCCGUACCGGACAUGUGAGCCAUUGGAGAUGGCGUAUCCCCGUGGACAACUCCAGCCAGCCAUCCGUGUGGCAGAUCUUUUACAGCACAUUACCCAGAUGAAGAGAGGGCAAGGGUAUGGGUUUAAAGACGAAUACGAGGCACUACCUGAGGGUCAGACGGCAUCUUGGGAUACAGCAAAAGAGGAUGAAAACCGUAACAAGAACAGAUAUGGGAACAUAAUCUCAUAUGACCAUUCCCGGGUUCGGCUACAGCUGAUAGAUGGAGACCCUCAUUCAGAUUACAUCAACGCUAACUAUAUGGAUGGUUAUCAUCGGCCUCGCCAUUACAUUGCCACCCAAGGUCCUAUGCAGGAGACAGUGAAGGAUUUUUGGCGGAUGAUCUGGCAGGAGAACUCAGUCAGUGUGGUGAUGGUGACAAAUCUGGUGGAAGUCGGAAGGGUAAAGUGUGUCAGGUACUGGCCUGAUGAUACAGAAGUCUAUGGGGACAUUAAGGUGUCCCUUAUAGAAACAGAGCCAUUGGCAGAGUACGUCAUCAGGACAUUCACAGUGCAAAAGGGAUCUCAUGACAUCCGGGAGAUUCGCCAAUUCCACUUCACCAGCUGGCCAGACCAUGGUGUGCCGUGUUACGCCACAGGUCUUUUGGGCUUUGUUAGACAGGUGAAGUUUCUCAACCCACCAGAUGCUGGACCUAUCACUGUGCAUUGCAGUGCUGGAGCGGGCAGAACGGGCUGUUUUAUAGCCAUCGAUAUUAUGCUGGACAUGGCGGAGAACGAGGGAGUGGUGGACAUAUUCAACUGUGUGCGGGAGCUAAGAGCUCAGAGAGUCAACAUGGUACAGACCGAGGAGCAGUAUGUUUUUGUUCACGAUGCCAUCCUUGAAGCUUGUUUGUGUGGCAACACCGCCAUCCCGGUCUGUGAAUUCCGCUCUGUCUACUACAACAUCAGCCGCAUAGAUCCACAGACCAACUGCAGCCAAAUCAAAGAUGAGUUUCAGACCUUGAACAUUGUGACACCUCGAGCGAGGCCAGAAGACUGCAGCAUAGGACUUUUACCCCGGAACCAUGACAAAAACCGGGCUUUGGAUGUCCUACCCCUGGACCGGUGCCUUCCUUUCCUCAUCUCACUGGAUGGAGAGACUAGCAACUACAUCAACGCCACACUCAUGGAUAGCCAUAAAAAGCCAGCAGCUUUCUUGGUCACGCAGCACCCGUUACCCAAUACUGUGCCCGAUUUCUGGAGGUUGGUCUUUGACUACAACUGCUCCUCAAUCGUCAUGCUCAACGAGAUGGAUGCCGCCCAGCUGUGUCUCCAGUACUGGCCCGAGAAGACAUCCUGUUGCUAUGGACCAGUGCAAGUGGAGUUUGUAUCAGCGGAUAUUGAUGAGGACACCAUAAGCCGGAUAUUCCGGAUCUGUAAUAUGGCGCGGCCUCAAGACGGGUAUCGCAUUGUACAACACCUCCAGUAUAUUGGGUGGCCGGCGUACCGUGAUACUCCUCCGUCAAAGCGAUCAAUACUGAAGGUCGUGCAGAGGUUGGAGAAGUGGCAAGAACAGUAUGAUGGCAGGGAAGGCAGGACAGUAGUACACUGCCUGAACGGAGGAGGUCGCAGCGGAACAUUCUGUGCUAUCUGUAGCGUGUGCGAGAUGAUCCAGCAGCAAAACAUUAUUGAUGUGUUUCACACCGUGAAAACCCUGCGGAAUAACAAGGCAAACAUGGUGGAGACACUGGAACAAUAUAAAUAUGUCUAUGAAGUUGCCUUGGAAUAUCUGAGUUCCUUCUGAUCCCGUCAGCCUGGGGGAAAAAGGGAGGUGAGAGAGGAUGACCUGGUCCUAUGCAGCCCCUGUGUGGCCUGGAAGACUUCUACAUGGGGUGGGAGGGUGAACAGUGGUUGUUGCCGAUAAGGAACGAACCCUUUUUUGCACUGUACGGAAUUCCACACAUUUUUUUUUUUUAGAAAGUGCACAUUCGGGUGGAGAGAUCGAGCAGCAGCAUCUUUAAGAGCACAUCAAAGAACAAUGCCUUUUUCUGACUAUAUUUACUCUUUUUUUUCUGGGGUCUCUUUUCAUUCCGUCUCUGCUUUCCUGUUCUCUUCUACCACAUAGACACUAUAUGCAUCAACUUGUGACCUGACAAGCUCAGAAAAGAAAGAAUCAAAGACAGUGAAGUGUUUAUUUUUUUCCUCAAACAGAGCUCGAGGGUCUUCUCUAUAUGCGCCAAUGCAGAACUCCAGCCAUUUUCUAAGGACAUUUGUGUCUUAUCAUGUCGGUGACCCACGAACCACCUCUCUAAUAGAUGCACUGGCAGAGACGUUGAAUCUCUGCGUCCACUUAUUACUAUGAGAGAAUGCCCCCUUCUUUAAGCAGUGUUCUGUUGCUCUUCGUAGCAACCCCCAAGGUACAGGUGGUGUGGUCUUGUCCUCUUUCUUAUGAACCUGUCUUUAUUUAUUGCUGUAAAUGUUCUUGGGGAGGGGGCAGAGCAGUUUGUAUUCUGAAGAAAUGUCUUGCAAUGGAGCGUCCAAUAAAAUUGUGAUGUCUUUUUCUUAGUCA